GUAAAUCAUUGCUGACAGUGAGGCAGCAGCAUCAGUGAUGGCUCACAGCUUCACUCAGGAGUAUUUUCAGAUCCCCGUGGUGACCCGAGCCUACACGACCGCCUGCGUGCUCACCACCGCUGCUGUGCAACUUGAGGUCAUCACCCCCUUCCAGCUCUACUUUAACCCAGACCUCAUCAUCAGAAGAUACCAGAUAUGGCGCCUGAUAACCAGCUUCCUCUUCUUUGGUUCUCUUGGAUUCAGUUUCGUGUUCAACAUCAUCUUUCUUUAUCGAUACUGUCGGAUGCUGGAGGAAGGCUGUUUCCGGGGAAGGACGGCGGAUUUUGUUUUCAUGUUCUUGUUUGGAGGAAUCGCGAUGACUCUGUUUGGUCUGUUCGCCAACGUCUUCUUCCUGGGCCAGGCCUUCAUCAUCAUGCUGGUGUACGUGUGGAGUAGAAGACAUCCGCUCGUACGCAUGAACUUCUUCGGCCUCCUGAACUUCCAGGCCCCGUUCCUCCCCUGGGUGCUCAUGGGCUUCUCACUGCUGCUCGGAAACUCCAUCGUGGUCGACCUUUUAGGUAUCAGUGUCGGCCACAUGUACUACUUCCUAGAAGACGUGUUUCCAAACCAGCCGGGAGGAAGGAAGCUGCUGAUGACACCAGAUCUUCUGCGGGCCAUGUUUGACCGGCCGCAGGAUCCAGACUACCGCCCCCUCCAAGAAGAGCAGCAGGGUGGAGAUCUGCAGCAGGACGACGAGCCAAACAACUAACACAACCCCAAUCCCCAAAAUUUGGAUAAAUCAGAUGACACAGAAAGACAAGUCAGAAGAUGUGGAUCCCCAAGAGACAGUUCAGGACUGAACUACAAGCUAACCUAAAUUUGUGUUUAUGCCCCAAUGUUGUUGACAAAAUCCCAAACCUGGCGAUAAGCCAGAGACUCUGAUUCGUCUGGCUACUUUUUACAAAGCUAUUUACUUUUUGUAAGCAUAAAGAAAUACAAACAUCCUAAGAGAGCUCCAACUGUGUAAAAGAAG
Molecule: messenger RNA, 1012 nt
Organism: Sander lucioperca (pikeperch)
Lineage: Eukaryota; Metazoa; Chordata; Actinopteri; Perciformes; Percidae
Gene: derl3
Product: derlin 3
Exons: 7
Coding region: 38-748 (236 amino acids)
Biological process (GO): endoplasmic reticulum unfolded protein response
Cellular component (GO): endoplasmic reticulum membrane; Hrd1p ubiquitin ligase ERAD-L complex
Molecular function (GO): misfolded protein binding; ubiquitin-specific protease binding
Source: RefSeq, a predicted model, not a curated record